AGGUUGUAGUCUGCCAUUAAACCUCAAAAAAGAAGAAGAAGAAUCCACACCCACUAACAAGCCAACGCAGCCGGUUCGAACACUCCUAGCAGCAGAAGUGCACAUUUUCCAUAUCGAUUUCAAGGAAGUUUCCACAACGUCUCACAUAAUGAGAGGCGAGAGGGGUCGAGGCCGUGGUGGCCGUUUUGGGGUUCGGGGGGGAGGACCUGUGCCAGGAUUUCGCCCAUUUGUCCCUCACAUCCCCUUUGACCUCUACGUGUGUGAAAUAGCCUUCCCUCGUCUGAAGCCUGCCCCCGAUGAGACAGCCUUCAGUGAGGCCCUACUGAAGAGGAACCAGGACCUUGGCCCCACCUCAGUUGAACAGUCAUCCAUCUUGUCACUGGUCACCAAAAUUACCAACGUCAUUGACAACUUCAUCGUUUCAGCUGGGGCUGAUGAAGUGGAAAUUGAGGAAAUGAGACAGGUAGGCUCCUACAAGAAAGGCACUAUGACAACAGGACACAAUGUUGCAGACCUUGCUGUUAUUCUGAAGAUAUUGCCUUCUGUGGAGACAGUGACCGCUCUGGGAACCAAGGUGGUGGAGACCCUACGCACACAGGACCCUUCGGAAGUACUCUCCAUGCUGCCCAACGAGACGGGCUUUGAGAUCAGUUCGGCUGACGCCACUGUGAAGAUCCUCAUUGCCACCGUGCCCCACAACAUGCGAAAGCUGGAGCCUGAUGUGCACAUCGAUAUGAAGCUCCUGCAGAACUCCCUGGCUGCUGUUCGCCACGCUCGCUGGUUUGAAGAAAAUGCCUCCCACUCCACGGUGAAGGUCCUGGUCCGUUUGCUGAAGGACCUGAGGAUCCGCUUCCCAGGGUUUGAACCCCUUACCCCCUGGAUGUUGGACUUACUGGGUCACUCUGCAGUCAUGAACAACCCCAGCAGACAGCCGCUAGCCCUCAAUGUGGCCUUCAGGCGAAGCUUGCAGAUGCUGUCAUCGGGGCUUUUCUUGCCUGGUUCAGCUGGAAUUGCAGACCCCUGUGAGAAUGGACACUACCGUGUAUUCACUGUCAUGAACCUGGAGCAACAGGACAUGGUGUGCCUCACUGCUCAGACCCUGGUGAGGUUGCUGUCUCAUGGCGGCUACAUGAAGAUUCUGGGUCUGGAUGGAGACGCUAGCCAUCUAGUGGUGGAGACAUCCACGUGGGAUGGAGUGACAGUGAAGCCUUCUGAGAAGGCGUAUGAGAAGAUGCCGGAGGUGGAAUUGGAGGUGGAUGAUGAUGAUGAUGAUGAUGCAGAAAUGGAGAGCAUGGAUGCUAAAGAGGUCAUGGACACUAAAGAGUGAUUGUGGUGACAGACUUUUUCAGUUUGUCAUUCAACUGUUUUGAAUGGUUCCAUUCUGAGGGAUGGGGAUUUCUUUUUUCUUUUUGUACUGUCUCCUACACGCGCCUAGUUUAAGGGCUUGUUUUGUUUUCAGACAACCCUGAUACUAGGGACACAAGGUGUGGCUUCUAAUGUUUUUUAUGUUUUGGUUUAUAUCGAGUCUAAACAGAAAUUGAACUAUUUUCUCUUGGCUUAUUGUAUGGCAAAGAUUUUGAUUAAAAAAAACUUUUAUUGAAAAUUCUGAUUUCUAUGGUCCACUCCCAAUUGAUGUCGCUCCAGUGUACAGUUUCUCACUGUCAGAAAUGGAUAGAUCAUGUCAGUUUGGUGUCUGAAGUUACUGAGCAGCCAGUGGAGACGUGUCUGUUUAUAAUGUAAUCUGGACUAUUACAUAAAGCGGUGGUGUUGUCAGUAAUAACUGGGCUUUAAUCAAUGAACCCAAUUACGGAGUCUUUUGACGGCAGACCUGGAAACAGUCAUAAUCGUUAGAGGAGCUGUGAAGGGAGGGGGUAGGCUGCUAGCGCUCGGCAAUUAAAACCCACGGCUGGCUUAUUGAGGUUUUCUCUGGCUAGACGGAGCUCUUGAUCGAGCCAUGGCUGAUAGAAUAUCAUAUAUUUUGUUUGAUAUAAGUGCACAAAAUACUAUGCUAUUGGCCCUUAAACUCAAGGAUUUAUUCUGCCCCGCACAGUGAACAGAGCUUUUUCAAUGUGUUAACCUUUUCUUGAAUAAUAAAGCUGAAUAAACAUGC
This is a messenger RNA of Oncorhynchus keta (chum salmon), 2110 nucleotides long. Its product is annotated as interleukin enhancer-binding factor 2 homolog. NCBI's taxonomy places the organism in Eukaryota, Metazoa, Chordata, Actinopteri, Salmoniformes, Salmonidae. Bases 149 to 1327 code for a protein of 392 amino acids. The record is from RefSeq and is a predicted model, not a curated record. The transcript has 13 exons.